AUGGAUAAUGAAUACAAUCGAUAUUAUAUAAAAAUUCAAACUAUUUUGGGGAUAAAUCCAAAGACAAUUCACGAAGAACUUGCAACAGCUUUGGGACCCAAGGCUCCAUCAUAUCCAACAGUUGCAGAGUGGGUAAAGCGUUUCCGUGCUUACAGAUGAAAAUAUUGAAUUAGUACGACAGGUUAUCAACAAUGAUCCACAUUCAACUUAUGAUGAUAUUAUAGCUGAGACAUCUCUCUCUCUCGUGGUACAAUAGAACAAAUUAUC
Rotaria socialis is the source of this 267-nucleotide messenger RNA. The record is from the annotation of a GenBank genome assembly. Lineage: Eukaryota; Metazoa; Rotifera; Eurotatoria; Philodinida; Philodinidae.